CUGAGACAGAGAACCAUGAACCACUCCAGACACAUGGGCAAGAUAAGGAAAAGGCUGGAGGAUAUCAAGAACCAGUCCAUGAAGUUGACGAAGGCAGAUUUCAGCCACAACGAGAGCAUAAGGUUGGCCACUGACGCCUUCCUGGAUGGUGGGACAGACUCUUACCUUGAAACUUUAAGCAAAGAGGGUGAGGUAGAUUUCCUCUCCUCAGUGGAAGCUCAGUACAUCAAGGAUAAUGCCAAGGAGUCCUAUUAUGCACAGGAAUCCCUGGCCACCGAUGGGGAAGCUGCACCAAAGCAGAACGAUGCUGGAUCACUCCCUUCAGGGACAUACUUCCCCACCAUUUCUGACAGCAGUGAGCCAGCUCUGCUGCACACAUGGAUUACAGCAGAAAAGCCCUAUUUAAAGGAAAAAUCCACUGCCACCGUGUAUUUCCAAACAGAGAAGAACAGCAAUAUCAGAGACAUUAUACGCCGGUACAUCAACAAGAGCACCCAGGUGCUGGCUAUUGUGAUGGAUGUGUUCACAGAUACAGAGAUUCUUUGUGACCUCCUGGAGGCAGCCAACAAGCGCAUGGUGUUUGUUUACCUGUUGCUGGAUCAUGGCAAUUUAAAUCUCUUCACAGAGAUGUGUGACAAGUUGCAAAUUGCUGAGGAUCUCUUCAAGAAUAUUUCAGUUCGCAGUGUUACUGGAGAGGUUUAUUGUGCCAAAUCAGGCAGGAAAUUUUCAGGACAAAUAAAAGAAAAAUUUCUUAUUUCUGACUGGAAAUACGUGCUCUCUGGAUCUUACAGCUUCACAUGGUUAUGUGGCCAGGUUCACCGAAACCUCCUCUCCAAGUUCACAGGUCAAGUGGUGGAACUGUUUGAUGAAGAGUUCCGACACCUCUACGCCCUCUCCAAGCCAGUGAGAGGACCCAAGUCCCCCCCCCGCGCCAUCCCCUUCCUCUUCAGCAGGAGCUGGGCCUCCCCUCCCAGCCUCCCCGACAGCAACGAGGGCAGCGCUAACACUCUUUCCGAUGCCUUCAGCAGCCUCUCAGCUGGCAGCCCCCACCAAACCAAGAGACCCCCGAGAACUCUGAUGUGCAGCAGCAGCAACUUCGGCCCCCCGUCACCUCUCCACAGAGUUAACUCCUUCCACAGCUGCAUCUCCUUCACACCCCCCCCGCUACAGAUGGCCACCCCAGCCAACUACUACCCGCCGCACUACAUGUCUGAUAACUCCCCAGCUCUGUACAGCAACAUGAACCUUUACAGACCCAUCAGAGUUAGACAAGAGGAACCAAACAGGACAGGGUUGAGCUCACCAUGGAGAUGCCUCCACAAAGCUAACCUGUUUGCAUAA
Calypte anna (Anna's hummingbird) is the source of this 1341-nucleotide messenger RNA. It is a transcript of the gene SACK1A, whose product is annotated as family with sequence similarity 83 member A. Gene Ontology annotation, biological process: epidermal growth factor receptor signaling pathway. The transcript has 4 exons. NCBI's taxonomy places the organism in Eukaryota, Metazoa, Chordata, Aves, Apodiformes, Trochilidae. The coding region runs from base 16 to 1341 and encodes 441 amino acids. The record is from RefSeq and is a predicted model, not a curated record.